Messenger RNA from Geodia barretti, 2457 nucleotides. The record is from the annotation of a GenBank genome assembly. Lineage: Eukaryota; Metazoa; Porifera; Demospongiae; Tetractinellida; Geodiidae.
AUGGCUAUUUCUAAGCGUUACGAUACAGCUUUAGCAGAGACCGACAGUCGGGACGUAGCGUCCGCUCAACAGAUAGAGACACACAAAAAGGUGGUUGUUUCAGGUGGAGGGACAGGCGGUCAUAUCUAUCCGGCGAUCGGCAUCGCGCAGGCGUUGCAGCGCAUGGAUACCACGGUAGAUAUUGUGUUCAUCGGUGGUGCAGACAGAUUGGAAGCCACACUGGUUCCUCAGCACGGUUUUCGCUUUCUACCGAUCUCAGUCGCAGGUUUUCCACGCCAUUUAACUUUACAAUGGUUCCGAGUUAUCUGGAAGGUUUUGCGUGGGCUCACCCAAUCAUUGCGGUAUAUGAAGGAACUGAAACCAGAUGUUGUUAUAGGUACAGGUGGAUAUGUUUCAGGUCCGGUGCUUUUAGCGGCUCUCCUUCGCAAGAUCCCAAUAGCCAUCCAAGAACAGAAUGCUUCUGCUGGCUUAACGAACGGUAUCUUGGCACGAUGGGCAAAGGCUGUCUACCUCGCUAUGGAGUCAACUCGCGAGGGCAACGCGUUCCGACACGCUAUGCAUAUAGAGGUGACCGGAAAUCCGAUCCGUCCAGCAAUUGCGGCAUUUCCGAGACAUGAGGAAACUUAUCGGAAAUUCGGAUUGUCGCCAGAUCGGAAAACAAUCUUUGUGAUGGGCGGGAGUCAGGGUGCUCGUGCUAUUAAUGAAGCCGUUGUUGCUGCACUGCCACACUUAGUUGGAUUUGCCGAUCAGAUCCAGAUUGUCCAUCAAACUGGUGCAGUUGAGAUGGAGGCGGUCCGAACUGAAUAUGAAAGGGUCCUUGAAUCACAUAAGGAGUUCGUACACUGUGUGCGCCCCUUCUUCGACGCUGUUGAGGAAAUCUACAGCAUCACAGACAUUAUGGUGUGCAGAGCAGGUGGGAUGACUGUUGCCGAAGUUACUGCCUGUGGUAUUCCGGCAAUUUUCAUACCUUUACCCUCACAGACGGGAAAUGAUCAGGUGCUAAACGCGCACAGUGUCGCUGAAAAGGGUGCUGCUGUUGUGCUGGAACAAGGUAAAUUCAGAGUAGAAAUGCUUGUUGAAACCCUUACCAAUAUACUACUGAAUCAGAGCACACACGAACAGAUGGUGGCGGCCAGUCGGGCACUCGGCAAGCCACACGCCAGUGAUGACAUUGCCAAAUCUAUUCUUUCGCUCAGAUAUUCAGGAGUCAUAUACGACAGAGCACUUACGCGCGCGGGGGCUACUAUCUACUAUGGACAUGCCGCAUCCCAUAUAAAUGGUGCCGAUGUUAUCGUUAUCUCGCCUGCCAUUCCAGCUGACAAUCCGGAGCUCCUUGCUGCAGAGACGCAGAAAAUCCCAAUCGUCAGGGGUGCGGAGAUGCUGAAUGAGAUCACCCGAAUGCGCUAUAGCGUUGCUGUCAGCGGAACACACGGAAAAACAACCACAACCGCUAUGACUGCUACAGUCCUUAGUAGCCUUGAUCCAACAGUCGUUGUAGGUGGGAAACUCAUGAACGGUAGCCACGCUCGAAGCGGUGAAGGCGAUGUUAUGGUAAUUGAAGCAGACGAGGCGUACGGCUCUAUUGAGAUGUUUUAUCCUACCGUUGCCGUUGUCACAUCCGUUGAUGCGGACCACCUGGAUUAUUACAAUAGCGUUGAUGAAAUUGGGGAAACCUUUCUUAAAUUCAUUAAUAAGGUGCCGUUCUAUGGUGCAGCGGUCCUCUGCUUGGAUGCCGAGAAUAUCCAGAAGUUCAUUCCACGGGUUAAGAAGCGUUAUAUUACAUACGGCCUUGAGACAGGCGCGGAUUUGGUUGCUGAAGGUAUUACUGUAGAAGGUCCCACGUCGCGCUAUCGAGUUCGCAAAAAUGGACACCUGCACGGUGAAGUCCAUCUGAAGAUGCCGGGUCGCCAUAAUAUUUCCAACUCCUUAGCAGCAAUCGCAGUCGGACUCGAGCUUGAUAUUCCGUUUGAUCGCAUCCGGGAGAGUCUUGAGUCGUUUCAAGGUGUGCAUCGCCGUUUUGAAAUCCUUGGAGAAGUUAAUAAUAUCAUUGUUGUUGACGAUUAUGCCCAUAAUCCAGCGAAGUUGAAAGCAGCACUGAGCGGUGCGCGCGACGGUUACAAACGUCGUAUCGUCGCGGUUUUCCAACCACACCGAUACCAGCGUGUCAGAGAUUUGGCAGACGAAUUCUCUCGAUCUUUUUAUCAAGCGGAUGUACUUAUCGUCACCUCAAUUUAUAGUGCUGGCGAGGCACCUAUUGAGAACGUCACCGCUGAAAAACUUGCACAAUCAAUACAGGCACACGGACAUCGACACGUCCUCUAUGUCCCAGAUACAGAUGAAGUUACCGAUGUUCUGAUGAAGAUAACGCAACCUGAGGACAUUGUGAUUACGUUAGGAGCUGGUGACAUUAGUAAGGUAGGGCGCGAAUUCUUAAGUAGGCUUCAGGCAGUAAAUUAA